Molecule: messenger RNA, 4836 nt
Organism: Arvicanthis niloticus (Nile rat)
Lineage: Eukaryota; Metazoa; Chordata; Mammalia; Rodentia; Muridae
Gene: Mon1b
Product: MON1 vesicular trafficking associated B
Biological process (GO): protein targeting to vacuole; vesicle-mediated transport
Cellular component (GO): Mon1-Ccz1 complex
Source: RefSeq, a predicted model, not a curated record
UCUUGGUACAAGAAGUGGGCCGUUCUGGCUCCACUUCGCAGCCGACCCUGGCUGUGUCCGGUAGAAGGUCGCACAGAUUCCACAGAGUUCCGGGAGAGUCCCGCGCUAUCUUUACGGGAUGUGCAGAUGGAGGCCGGAGGAGAUAAUGCUGUCCCAGCCCCCGGGGGCGUGGAGGACUUGGUGGACACGCAGUUCCCCAGAGAGGAGGCUGGAGACAGUGAAGGGGUUCACUCAAGCACGCUGGAUCCCGGAGAUGGGGACCCGGAGGACACAGGAUCCAAGGCCAAGGACCACCCAUCCAGCCUCCUGUCACCUUUGCCUCAGGCUGAGGCCCAGCCAAGCACUUGUGAGCACUGGGAAACUGCAGCUUCAGACAGCACUCCCACUGGAGAACCUGAGAGUAGCUCUGAGGGUCAGGGAGAAGACCCCAGUGAUGGGGACCCCAGUGAUGGGGAUCCCAGUGACGAGGACUGGCGCAGCCAGCGGAAGCACGUGUUCGUACUGAGUGAGGCGGGCAAGCCCAUCUACUCACGGUAUGGCAGCGUGGAGGCACUGUCGGCCACAAUGGGUGUGAUGACAGCCCUUGUGUCCUUCGUGCAGAGUGCAGGAGACGCCAUCCGUGCCAUCUAUGCUGAGGACCACAAGCUGGUGUUCCUGCAGCAGGGUCCACUCUUGCUGGUGGCUGUGUCUCGGACUCCACAGUCUGCAGCACAGCUACGAGGUGAGCUGCUUGCAGUACAUGCACAAAUUGUGAGCACACUAACGCGUGCAAGCGUGGCCCGCAUCUUCGCGCAUAAGCAGAACUAUGACCUCCGUCGCCUGCUGGCUGGCUCAGAGCGCACACUGGACCGGCUCCUGGACAGUGUGGAGCAAGACCCAGGUGCCCUGCUCCUGGGUGCUGUGCGCUGUGUGCCUCUGGCCCGUCCACUGCGGGAUGCCCUGGGCACACUACUGCGGCGCUGUACAGCCCCAGGCCUGGCCUUGUCGGUGCUGGCUGUCGGCGGUCGACUGAUAACAGCAGCCCAGGAGAGGAAUGUGCUGGCCGAGUGCCGGCUGGACCCAGCUGAUCUCCAGUUGCUGCUUGACUGGGUGGGUGCACCAGCCUUCGCAGCAGGUGAGGCAUGGGCGCCUGUGUGCCUGCCUCGCUUUAACCCCGACGGUUUCUUCUAUGCCUAUGUGGCCCGCCUGGAUUCCAUGCCCGUCUGCCUGCUGCUGCUUGGUACCAACCGUGAAGCCUUCCAUGCCAUGGCUGCCUGCCGGCGCUUGGUUGAAGAUGGGAUGCACAACCUUGGUGCCCUGCGUACUCUUGGGGAGGCUGCCAGCUUCUCUAAUGUCCCCGCAGCCAACGCCCCUGCCUACAGUGUGCAGGCUGUGGGGGCACCUGGCCUCCGGCAUUUUCUCUAUAAGCCACUGGAUAUCCCUGAACAGCACCGCCAGCUGCCACAGUUUACCAGUCCCGAGCUAGAGGCCCCAUACAGCAGGGAGGAGGAGCGACAGCGACUGUCCGACUUGUAUCACCGGCUGCAUGCCCGCCUCCACAGCACCUCCCGACCCCUGCGCCUCAUUUACCACGUGGCUGAGAAAGAGACGCUGCUGGCGUGGGUGACUUCCAAGUUUGAGCUCUAUACUUGCCUCAGCCCCCUGGUUACCAAGGCUGGUGCCAUCUUAGUAGUGACGAAGCUCUUGCGCUGGGUAAGGAAGGAAGAGGACCGGCUUUUCAUCCGUUACCCACCCAAAUACUCCACACCCCCAUCCACCUCGGCAGACCAGGCCGCCAACAACGGCUUGUUCACCGGACUCUGAACGACCACAUUUGGCUUUAUGUUCUGUGUCUACUCGAAAUGUGGGUAGUGGUCUGUGCGGGGAUGGUCCCCGUCUCCCUGACCAUGGGCAAGAUGUCAGGGUUUGCCCACAAAUGGGAGAAGGGUGACAGCAGACAGGGGCAUAAGCUGCUCUCAGAGCCCCCUCAUGCACCUCCAUGUGCAGGAAAGUGGGAAGCUUCCUCUGUCCUCGGCCUCACCUUAACUAGCCUGAAAGCCACUGUACCCUCUCACCAGCUGUCUCCGCCAAGCCUCUUCUAAGCAGCACAGGUUGCUACCAUGUCCAUCUUCCAAGCAGACCUGAGACUGGGCUGAGGCUGUCCUCAGGGUAGGGGUGGGUAACCCACAAGGGCUCUAGAAUUUGGAAUGCAGGGCUAGCCUGUGCUUAAAACCAGCCUAUGGGUAUUUAAAAACAAACAAACAAACAAAAACGAAACAGCCUAAAGCUGAAUCCUCCAAGACCUUCCUCUGUCCUUCAUGCUCCUUCCCCGCCCCCAUCAAGACCUUCCUCUGUCCUUCAUGCUCCCUCCCUGCCCCCAUCAUUUUUUUCCUUUUCCUACUUUAAAACAAACAAGCAAAAAACCCCAAACAGAUCCAAGCCCCACCAAUGUUGGGCUGUUUCUUACACGAAUAAGAAGGUGGCCUUCAGCAUCCACCUGUGUGAAACAUGCCACCCGACUUCAUCCAUGGGCCGGAAUGCAGCUUUGUGAAGAUGCUCUUAGCCACUGGAGCUUUUACUCACAAAAGAUUUAACUUCCUUCUGUACCUUUUAGUGGAGAGCUGUAAACGGACAAGGGUUGGAAAUGUGUUCUGGACAUUGGCCACUUGCAGUGACAACCUAAAGAAGAGCCCUCAAAGAGCUUGUGCUCACAGCCCACCUCAAUUGCUCACUACCUAGCUUUCAGCCUUUAGACACGGCCCUGUGUUUGCGCGCAUGCGUGCGAACGCAAACUAGCAGUUUCGUUUGCAGAUGGUCUGCGCUUGCUCCAAGCAGAUACCUGUGUUCCCCAACCCCCUGGUUUCCUACAAUGUCUCUUGGCACGCGCUGCCUUUCCUGCUGUUGUUUCUCUUCUGAGGCACAUGCGCAGAUACCCCACGUUGGGAAAUGGCUGCGGAGCUGGAGCCUUUGAUGGCGGAGUGCCUGGGAGCUGAGAAAGCUGAAGAUACCCGAGGUAGUGAGGGCCCACAGGGUAGAUGGGAAAGAGGCUUCGGCUCAUUAUAAUUGAGAAUUUUUUUAGGGAAAAAAAUGUUUUUAGCCUAUUGAAACUUAUAACUUCCACAAAGUGGAAAUAAAUAACAUGCGUGUUCUCAUCACCUAGGUUAACUCGCCAACUUUAUUGACCAUAUUAAAUAUCUUAAGCAAGUAGUUCAUUUCAGGACCCCAUUACUAAGCAAGUCGGGAGGGGUAGUGACAUUCUCCCAAAGCCCCUCUGUUGCUGCACAGCUGAGGGAAGAGACUCCUGUCGUCUCACAGCCAGCCUAGAUCACUACGUGUGUUUCUCAAGGCUCUUGAGAAUGGUUUUCCCCACUUUUGUCAAAUUUGGUUUGACUUCAGUAAUGACAGUUUCUCUUCCUCAUCGGGCGCAAGGUGAUGGAGUCCAGCCUAGAAAAUACUGGAAAUGGCAGUUCCUUCGAAAGAAAAUAUCUCCCAUGGUAAAAUCACUAGAAGAGCAUUCUUGUUUUAAUUAUAGAAAUUUCCUCAACAUUCUAAAGUAGAGAAAAUAGUGUGACCAGAGACCCUGACCCUGCUUCAAUGGGUGUUCAAUCUUUGUAACUAUCUCUCUCCACCUCCCCUUCCUGCACACUCCGUCUGUCACUACAUGGUCAAACAUAGGGGGUGGCAUUUUGCCAGACCUGUUCAUGAGAUUCCAAAACAAUGAGUGUGACCUUGAAGAGCAAGACCUGCAUUUCCCCGGGCACCUGGAACACCUGCUUGGUGCCUGGUACUCAGUGACCUUUUUCUUUCUUUCUUUUUUUUUUUUUGUGGAUGAAUAAUGCCAUCAUUUUAGCAGAUUUUGUCUUACAUUGGAGCCACAUGUUGGGCGUCAGUUUUCAAAGAAUAGAAAUAAGACAAGCCACACUUUGUUAAGCACAUGAUACAGUGCCACAGAGAUUUAAACAUUUAGCAUCAACCUUUCAAAUUCCUCCAAGUUUAAGUAAUAAAGGACUUCAUCAUCAUCUUCAUCAUCAUCAGCACUGGAGGGAGUUAAAAGGCGGAUCGAUCGGGUCACAUUUCUUAGCCGUUGACUGGCCCUUGGGGAGGAGGGGGUGCUAUGCAGCCCCACUGGCCUUCUGGUAGAGGAUUAUGUUUUCAGCAGAUGGCUGUUCCCCAUCUGGAGUCUUCGUGCUAGGUAAUCACAGGAGCCAGACUACAUGAGCCAGACUAUAACGGUGGCCAGUGGUGCGUUACUAACAGGCAGAGAUAGAAGUGAUCCAGAACCUGACCAAAUCUACGUAUAUCCAUGCAGGUUGUAGACUUUUUUUUUUUAAGGUGGAGAAAUAUAAUUUUCAGUUGAUAUAAUUGUUUAUUCAUAAAAAAAAAAUGGGCUCCAGAAGUUUUAUUUUUAUUAUUGACUAAUUGGGAUUGAAAUAAGAAAGGAGAAAGUAUAGCCGUCAAAAGUGUCCGAGGUAAGCACACUGAUAACUGUGGAGAGGGGCCUUGAGGGAGGGGAGCAAAUGGAGGCCUUUGUGAUACAUUGUUUUAUUUAUCUCUUAGAAAAUAGGUAGUGAUGUGUAAUGUACAGUGUAAGAGCAAGGGAAAGCUGAGCAGCACCGGAGGAUUGUGUCAACGUGGGACCAGUGUUAACACCCAGAUUUUAAGUUGUGCAGGUACCUGGAGCCUCCAUAUAUAGGAAAUGUGCACUGGAGUAUUAAGGACUAGUGGGUCAUACUGUUUGCAGCUUACAGAUGACAAACACUCGACACACGGAGACACUGAUAGAGAGCCACAGCCUAUUUCUAUGACUUUUGUGUACAUCUGAAACAGUUUCAAAAUAAAAUGUUAUAUGGGGACUUA